Molecule: messenger RNA, 1062 nt
Organism: Clonostachys solani
Lineage: Eukaryota; Fungi; Ascomycota; Sordariomycetes; Hypocreales; Bionectriaceae
Source: the annotation of a GenBank genome assembly
AUGCCGCCUGCAAGAAAAGAAUGGUUGUAUCCAACUUGGGUACGGAAUUGCGAAACCAUUUUCAUCCGAUGCAGACGCAACGGCCCGCUUGGCUUUCAUGCACUUUUCGCGGGAACGGCCUUAUCCUUAAGUGUCUUGCAGAAGCCUUCCCCCCCAUUAGAUGAACUACUGCCAGCUCCAAGCCAGUCGGCGCCGCCGAAUACUGCCCCCCUCCUCGACUUCGACCUACAUCUUUAUCAUCUGGGGGUCGAUGUCCCAGUGGAUUACAAUGUGUACAAGUCAUUUGCAGAAGCCCUGAGCUUAACAAGCAUCAGGGAGCCCGGCGAGAUUGCCGCCCAAGCCCACGCAAGCCAAGCUGUGGUUGUCAUUUCAAGCGACGAUGAAGCUACGAGCAACGAUGAAGCUAUGAGCAACGAUGAAGCUAUGAGCAACGAUGAAGCUGUGAGCAACGAUGAAGCUAUGGCAGAAGCUCGAGCCCACGCAAGCCAAGCUGUGGUUGGCAUUUCAAGCGACGAUGAAUCUGCGUCCGACACAUCAGGUUCGAGUGCAGACUAUCGUGCACCUACUACUCAUAUCCAGAAGGACUUGACAUCUAAGCCCUAUUCCAUGCAUGCACUGUCCGUUGCGCUUAGGCCUGAAGCAUCAGACAGUGGAAGCCAGCUAGGUGCAGGAAGAAAUGGGACUUCUCAGCUACCUGAACCAUGGGCUGCUUUUGUGGAGAGAUGUCUGCACCAACUGAAAUGCUCAGGCACACUAGUGGAAACAUUGAGAACACUCACAACACCAGUGGUCUUCCAUGGUGGUCGUUCAAACCGUAUCUCGUUUAGGCCUGAUCCACUCCAAGUUCUCUUAUGUGCGAACCGCCCACAUGAGGUCUCGGAAGUCAAGAUCUACUUCUCUGACCAGUGCGAGAGUUUCCAGUGGAUGCAGGGGGAUGCUGUGAUACUUCAGGCACCUUGCGAGGUUGAGGCAUCCCAUAUUAAGUACAUCUCAGUGAUGGUGGACAACCGCGGCGAACGAGUCCCCCCGACGAGCGAAGAGCUCCCUCACCUUUCCAGCUAA